Messenger RNA from Salvia splendens (bonfire salvia), 747 nucleotides. Its product is annotated as CASP-like protein 2B1. The coding region runs from base 1 to 747 and encodes 248 amino acids. Lineage: Eukaryota; Viridiplantae; Streptophyta; Magnoliopsida; Lamiales; Lamiaceae. The record is from RefSeq and is a predicted model, not a curated record. The transcript has 5 exons.
AUGAGCUAUCUCGGUGUGGGUGUGAGUCCUGGCAAUGUGCCAGUUUACACUAAUUUGAGUGUGAUUGAGAAGAGAGUGAGGGUUGCUGAAUUAGUAUUGAGGUUUAUGGUCUGUGCUUUCGCAGUUGUUUCGGGUCUUCUUGUUGGAACUGACUCACAAGUUAAGGAGAUCUUUGGUAUUAGGAAGAAAGCCAAGUUUACAGAUGUGAAAGCCCUUGUUUUCAUGGUGAUAGUUAGCGGUUUAGCUGCAGCAUAUUCACUAGCCCAAGUUGUUAGGUGUGUUUUGAGUGUGAUGAGAGGGGGUUUGCUUCUCAACAAGCCCUUGGCUUGGGCCAUUUUCUCCGGUGAUCAAGUGAUGGCUUAUUUGGGCGUGUCUGCGGUGGCAGCAGCUGCGCAAUCGGGGGCGCUGGCGAAGUUGGGGCAGCCGGAGCUUCAAUGGAUGAAAGUAUGCAACAUGUACGCCAAAUUUUGCAACCAAAUAGGUGAGGGAAUUGGUGCUGCUCUGCUGCUCAGCCUCUCUAUGAUAUUCCUCUCCGCUCUUUCGGCUUUCAGUCUCUUCCGUCUGUAUGGCCUCAAUAAAGCACGUUCAAGUCUCAAUGCUGCAAAGCAUCCCGGGAAAUCCGUGGACUGUUUCGUGAAGAUGAAGCAACCGUUGACAAUAUUCGGUGAUAGGUGCCCGAAGGAAUUCCUCGCCGAAAGAAGAACGAACGUUGUCGCAAAAUUUUUUGAGGCAUUCGAUUCUAGUUGA